This is a messenger RNA of Manis javanica (Malayan pangolin), 1692 nucleotides long. RefSeq names its product glucokinase regulator (gene GCKR). Gene Ontology annotation, molecular function: carbohydrate binding; fructose-6-phosphate binding; enzyme inhibitor activity. Gene Ontology annotation, biological process: glucose homeostasis; response to fructose; carbohydrate derivative metabolic process. The record is from RefSeq and is a predicted model, not a curated record. Gene Ontology annotation, cellular component: cytosol; nucleoplasm. Lineage: Eukaryota; Metazoa; Chordata; Mammalia; Pholidota; Manidae.
AUGCUGGGCACAAAACGGUUUCAACAUGUGACUGAGACCCGCAAGUGGGAGUUGUCUGGGCAGCAGGCAGCCCUGCCAAUCACAGAGAAGUCAAAACCAUUGACCAAGGACCUGGACAAAGAUGCUGAGCAAACCGUUCGAUUGCUAGGGCAAUGUGAUACUGAGAUCUUCUAGGAGGUGGGGCAAACCAUGCCCACACACCACUGACUCUAUAGCACGUCAGAUCUGACCACUGUGGUACAAGAGACUGGGAGAGUACUGAAGGUCUCCUUUAACCAGCUGAUGAAAGGUCUGAACACCUACCACAUUGCAGGAGUUGACAGGUCUGCGGUGGCCUCUAGGAAGGGGACAGAAGAUAGUGCCAUUCAGGGGAUGGAGGAAGAGAAGAGGGUGCUCAUCAUUUGCAUUCUGGUGGGGCUCUCUGCUCCCUUUGUGGCAGGCCAGAUGGACUCCUGCAUGGAUAACCCAGCCAUCUUCUUGCCAGGCCUGGUUGAUUUCAAGCCUGUGAGCAUGGCCAGAAAUGACCCCAUUGAAGACUGGAGUGCAACAUUUUGACAACUAACAGAGCAAAUGCAGAAACUACAAGAGACAGAAAGCUUUGUGCUCAAUCCUGCAAUUGGUCCGGAGGGCCUCAGUGGCUCUUCCUGGAAGAGAGGUGGAAGUGCCACCAAGAUCCUGCUGGAAUCCUUGAUGCCGGCAGCCCAUAAGGCUGUGAACCAGGGCAUUGUAGCAUGUCAGAGAUGCCUUCUGGGAGUCCUGUGGACAUCUGAGAGGGCUCAUCAGGAGAUCUGUCGUCAAAGCCCCAAGAUCACUGCCUUGAUAAAGCAAGUCAGUGCCAGCCUGCAGAAAAAGGCUGGGUGGACCUGGUUGACUGGCAAACCCUGGCACCAUGGACAUCACGGUGGAGUAGAGUGCAGCCACACCUUUGGUGCUGAUUUCCGAGAUGUCUGUGGCUUUCUCAUUGGUGAUCACAGUGACAUGUUUAACCAGAAGGCUGAGCUCCACAACCAAGACCCCCAGUUCACCUUCUCCCGGGAGGCCUUCCUGACUUCCAUCCUGCCAUCCUUGACGGAAAUGGACACUAUGGUCUUCAAUUUCACCCUGGAUGACAACCUGAUGGAGGUGCAGAUGCUGGUGGAGCAGGUGAAAGGGAAGACCACCAACAUCCGGGCCAUGGCCCACAGCACUGUGGGGCAGUCCCUGUCGGGGAGGGUCCAGCCUACUCUUUCUGAAGAGUUCUUUCCCUCCAUCAUCAGCAUGAUAUGGCCACUGCUUUUCUUCAAGUACGAAGGGAACUUCAUCGAAGGGAGUGAGAAGACGUUCCAGCAUGAGCUUAGCACCAAGAGGACCGAAAUCGUGAGUACACAGGCCCACGUGGCUCUUGGGAAGAUCAUUCAAAACCACUUGCUGGACGUCCGUUGCAGCUCCAAGCUCCUCUGGCGGGCACUGGCCUUGCUGCAGUGGUUCUCUGGACAGCCCCAGGCUUGACGCACCGAGAGCCUCCUCCAGGUGAUCCACUUCCCACAGCCACGGUCGGAUGAUAUUCGGGCUGCUCCCAUCUUCUCCCACAUCCAUGUUGCACAGGAGAAGGAACAGGUAUCCUGCAGACUCCUAGUCAUUCAGCAAACACGUACCGAGUGCUCUCAGUGUGUUGGGAACUCUGCUUGGCACUGGAUUUACAAAGCUUAUUGA